Molecule: messenger RNA, 2295 nt
Organism: Pseudozyma hubeiensis SY62
Lineage: Eukaryota; Fungi; Basidiomycota; Ustilaginomycetes; Ustilaginales; Ustilaginaceae
Exons: 1
Coding region: 1-2295 (764 amino acids)
Source: RefSeq, a predicted model, not a curated record
AUGCCCUCGACUCAUCCGGAUGUUAUUGUCAUCUCAAGUAGCAGCAGCGACCAUACCACUUCCUCACCACUCCCCGAGCUAACCAUACCGAAAAUGAACACAAAGACGUCUCAGGCAGAGAUCGCAAUCGACGACGAGGAGAUGCCUCGAUCUUCGGCCGCAUCGCGUGUUUCUCUGGCCAACCUUCUAGGACCAAGCGGGCCAGGCUCUUCGCCGUAUGCCAAUUCUCCACGCACUUCGCCCCGCAAGCGAUCGAGCGCCGAUGCUUCCGGAUCAAAUCUACAGCUGCCGUCAGAGGCAGCAAACGCAAGCAACGGCACCGACCAUCGCGAGCCUCGACGAUCCAAUGCCUCUUCGCCACAACGAGCUUCAGCGACAGCGGCAGAGUCGGAACAGCAUUUCCAUGACGCAGAAGAGGAUGUUCAGGAAGACGUAGCUAUGGUAGAUGCCUCCGAAGAGAAUGACCAAAACCUGAACGGUCCUGGACACGCCGAUGGUGACGAUGAUGUCGACGACGAUGACGAAGAAGACGAUGAUGAUGAUGAUGACAAGGCUACCACAGAUGCAGGUAGCGCGUCGGAAGACGAGGGCGGCGACAAAGGCGAAGGCCCCUCGUCCAAAGAUGGAGCCAAGUCGGGCGACAAGGCAGCCGCACCCAAGAAGCGCUCUCGACGCCGAAGCCCGUCUCUUCCGGAAGCUGUGGCGCCAGCACCUAAAAGACCCACGGUUCGUAUAGACAUCCUCGAAGCCCGCCAGAGUGGCUAUCUCAUCAACGUUCCAGAGCUCGUGCUGGUCAAGCUCAAGGGAGAGGAUCAUCCAUGGGCGAAAUGGUACGAGGAGCAACUGCUUGUCCCGGCAGAGCCAGAACCUGUCGUCGCGCCGCCAGACGGUGCUGGAAUCCCCGGCGAUCUCGAGCCAGGACUUGCCAAGCUUCUUGCCAAAUAUCGUCCCGACGAGCCCUCUGGUGCGCCUUCGGGCGCUAGCGCGGCGAGUAAAAAGCGCCGACGACCCAUCGACGACAAGUACGAUAUCGGGCAGUACGACGUGCGCGACCCCUUCGUCGAUGACUCGGAGCUCAAUAUCGAUGAGCCUACCCACUUUGCCAAGCCCAAAGCAGACGGCUUCUACGUCACGCAGGGCACCGUCGAGCUCGCCAAGGCCAAAGCCAUGGCCAAAGGACAGCCCCUCCCGCCCUCAGAAAGGCCUAAACCGCUCAGCAUUCGCGAUUCCAAAUUCGGCUUCGCGGGAUCUCUCAACAGGCUUGUGGCCCGCAAGGCACAGCAGGGCGCGGCUUUGCCUCCGAUGCCACCGACGGGAUCACCGUCGAUGCAGCUCGGCUCGCUCCUCAACAGUGGCGAUCCUGGCAGUCCUUCUGUCGGCGCCGCCUCGGCACUCACCAACGCGUCCAGGCAGGAAGGCACUCGCGACUCGCCCAUCAAGGUCGAUGACAUUGACUCGGGCUCCUCCAAGAUGGCUAAAAAGAACAACCGUUACCCCACCCUGCCCGUCGAUCCUCGUCUUCAAGCUUCAUUCGACGAGCUCAAGGCUGAGGUGGAUGCGGAGAGCUUCGCCGUCAAGACCAAGUUCCCUCCUUCGCUCAAGCCACCCCUCGUCGAGACGGCCAAACUGGCCGUCAUGCUGGGCGAGUACGACGACAACUUUUUCAAUCACCUUCCGACGAUCUUCCCGUACAACCGCUUCACCAUGAUGAAGCUGGUCAAGCGCGAGUUCUUUCCACACCACAUGAAGUACUUUGAAGAUCUCAAGCAGGAUCACCUGGACAAGCUCGGCGAGAUGAUCCGCGACAGCUUCCCGCAGCAACUUGCUGAGUUUGAAGCGGCGCACAAGGCAUGGGUGGACCGCGGCGAGGCACCUAAGGACGGCGAGGCAGCGCAGGCCGACAAGCCGCCCAAGGAGAAGUCCGCUGCCGACGAGUCGAUGGAAGUCGACGGCGCCAAGGAGGUCGAAGACGAGAACAUCGAGCCGACCAAGCGAUGGAAAUGGAGCGAAGAGAUGCGCGAAGAGGUGUUCAUGCUCAUCACCAUCGAGAAUGCGAUGAGCGAGCUUCGUAACGAAAAGUACAAGCUUGAGGGUUCGGUCGAGCAGUACAGCGAGAUCAAUGCCCGCAAAGCUUGCUACAAGCAGAUGUUCGAACUGUUUCCCGAAGACGGAUGGACGACAUCGACCAACAUCUCGCGAGAGUACGCGCAGAUUAAGAAGAAGAAGGACCGACAGGAGGCACGUGGCGAGGACAUCUUUGCGGAUUCGCGAGCCAGCAGCGCCGUUCCAGCCUGA